GUCGCGUACAUUUGGCGUGUGCGUGUCUGCGUGUGCGUGUGCGUGUCUGCGUGUGCGUGUCUUGUGAUAAAGCUUGGCGUGGGUGGAAUAAAGCGUUGACAAAGUCAUCGUCGCGCGUGUGCGCUGGUCACUUUGACGCGGACACACAGAGAGAGAAAGUGGUCCGUGAACGCACCUUGCUGUUAACUUUGACGCGGACACACAGAGAGAGAGGUCCGUGAACGCACCUUGCUGUUAACUUUGGCGCAGACACUCAGAGAGAGAGAGGUCCGUGAAUGCACCUUGCUGUUAACUUUGACGCGGACACAGAGAGAGAGAGAGAGAGAGGGGUCCGUGAACGCACCUUGCUGUUAACUUGGACGCGGACAGAGAGAGAGAGGUCCUUGAAGGCACCUUGCAUCCACAGCAGUCAGCAGAGAUGGGGGGCCAUCACAGCAGGGCCAGUCACAGCCAGCUUCGAUCUGCGUCCUACAGUACACACCACCACUACCAUCCCAAAGUGCACAAUUCAAUCAAUGGAGACCGCCCCUUCCCACCUCUGCUCUUCCACCCGAGGACCAAGGGCUCGCGGAUCCUUAUUGACCCCUCGCAGAAAACCGUCAAAAGGACCGCCAGCUUCUGUGACGGCAUCGUGUUCAGCAACAGACACGUGGCCAUCAACGAGGUGGUCCGACUCGAGAUCACAGCCAGCCAGUCCUCCUGGCAGGGCGCGCUACGCAUCGGUUUUACAACGGAAGACCCCUCCACCAUGAGUCCCGAUCGACUGCCCAAGUAUUCGUGUCCGGAUCUGGCCGCUAAGCCCGGCUUCUGGGUGAAAGCGCUGCCGGAUGAGUUGCUCCAUACGGGGAACGUCAUCUCCUUCUGGGUGAACAUUAAAGGCAGCGUGUUCUACCAGGUCUACAACGACAACCCCAAACGUUUGCUGAGUCAUCUCCCCGUCUGGCAGCUCCUGUGGGUUCUCAUUGACGUCUAUGGACAGACCAAAGGAGUCCAGUUUCUUGACAAUGACCUCCAUGCCGGUGUGGCUUUCACCGCCAGACACCGAAAUGGCUUCCAGCAGAGGAAGCGCGGCGACCCGCUUCCUCUCAGCCUUUUCGGCGAGGAAUGCCCCCAGCAACGUGGCGUCCACGUCCUUCUCCCUCCUCAUUAUCAAGAACAUGGCCCCUUGAACGGCUGCUGCCGCCACGACCCGGACGCCGAGCCGCACCGCGGCGAGCACGUGCCACCGCCGGACCGGCACGGCGAGAUGUGGGCCAAUCACCCGCUCAAGAUCUCAGACGCAGAUGUGCGAGAUCCGUCACCCCCCAGCUCGCCCCCUCCUCCCGCAGUGUUUGACAGCGUGUCCAGCUCGCCACUUCCUUCACACGCAGAGGCGGCGGCUGCGUGGGAGGAGUGCGUGGUUUGCUACGAGGAGGCGGUGGACACGGUGCUGUACUCCUGCGGCCACAUGUGUCUCUGCCACCGCUGCGCCCUCAGGCUGAAGGAGGGCCAGUGUCCCAUCUGCAGGAAGAAGAUCACGGACGUCAUCAAGAUUUACCGCAGCUCCGUGCGCCGCUGACGGGCAACACUCGGGGAGCCAAAUGUUUUGGGACGACACCUUUUUUGAACGUAGCAGACGUCGACGCGCCGCUACGUCGUCACGCAGUUCGCUAGUCCAGGGAUUGAGCCCAGAACUUUCCACUCAGACAUCAUAUCUGUGAGCAGGUGUGUGAAUAUGUCCAAUCACAUGAGUCAUAUGGUUAUGGUUUUUUCCAUCCAUCCAUUUUUUACCGCGCUGGUGCCUAUCUCAGCUACAAUCGGGCGGAAGGCGGGGUACACCCUGGACAAGUCGCCACCUCGUCGCAGGUUAUGGUUUUUUAAGUCUUUGAAAUAUGUUUUGCAUUGCAAUAAAUCAUAAAGUGAU
Molecule: messenger RNA, 1903 nt
Organism: Nerophis ophidion (straightnose pipefish)
Lineage: Eukaryota; Metazoa; Chordata; Actinopteri; Syngnathiformes; Syngnathidae
Product: E3 ubiquitin-protein ligase NEURL1-like
Exons: 6
Coding region: 419-1558 (379 amino acids)
Molecular function (GO): ubiquitin protein ligase activity
Source: RefSeq, a predicted model, not a curated record